Grus americana (Whooping crane) is the source of this 2985-nucleotide messenger RNA. RefSeq names its product N-myc and STAT interactor (gene NMI). The coding region runs from base 163 to 1329 and encodes 388 amino acids. NCBI's taxonomy places the organism in Eukaryota, Metazoa, Chordata, Aves, Gruiformes, Gruidae. The transcript is spliced from 10 exons. The record is from RefSeq and is a predicted model, not a curated record. Gene Ontology annotation, cellular component: cytoplasm.
CCUGUCCAGAAGCCAAGUGACGAUGUUUUCCAGUUCUACUUUCACUUUCCUAAGUCAGGAAUUGGUACCUAAGUCGGUAAAUUUUGGUUACUUAACGCAAACCAGAAAGGGGUUCCUGGAUCAUUAACCAAAGGCGGCCUCAGUUUCAAGCCUCCUUGUUGAAUGCAGCAGAUUUCAAUGGAUUUAACAAGUCUCCCGCUAUCUUUAAAAGAUAAUGGCUUUAAUUUAAUAACCCGUGACUCUCGUGACGCAGAAAAAUAUGAGAUGGAAAGACUUAAAGAAGAACUGAAGAAAUGGAAGGAAAGAGUUGAAAAAGCUGAAAAAGCAAAAGCUGACCUUCUUCUCUGUAAAUCUAGUGCUGAUGAAGAGUAUGUUAAAGCAGAGGAGGAGCUGGUGAAGCUGAAGGACUUGCAAGAGAAACAGUAUAAGAACCUUAUUAAGUUUAGGGACACCCAUGAGAGAGAAUUCUACAUACUAAACCAAGAAAACGCUGACCUGAAGAGAGAGAUUGAAAAGAUCAGAGAAGAGCUUGCAGAAGGUAGUUCAGUGCUUUUGCAGGAUGGUCAGAUUAAAAAAAAGGUAGCAGAAGUGAAAAUGAAGUUCACUCACAUGGAAGACCUGGAGGAUGAUUAUGCAGAUGUGAAUACUCACUGUGUUUUGGGUGCAACUACAAAAAUCCCAUUCAGACUGAAUCAAAACCAGGCACUGCUUACUUUUGAAGAUGAAGAAGUUGCCCAGAGACUGGUAAAAAUGGGUAAGCAUUCUGUGAACCUGGACAACAAAAUAGCAGAUGUGAGAGUGAAGCCUUUUACGCUUGAAAUGGGAAUCAAAUUUGAGCUCCGUGUCACUAUUUCUGGAAAGAAGAUCAACGUUUCAGACAUACCUGAGCUAUCCAUUCCUGAAGACUGGAUGAGAGACAAAUUAGAGCUGAAUUUCUACAAAUCUGAACAGCGAGGAGGAGGAGGAGAAGUAGAAAAUGUGAACUAUGACAAUCAGUCUAGAACAGCUGUUAUUACGUUCCUCAGGCCUGGAGCAGCUAAUGGCUUUGUGAGAUGUGCUCAAUAUCCUUUUGUUGUGAAUGGAAGGUCCUAUAGGGUUUCUGUGUCCCCGCACACUGACGUACACUUGGAAAAGUUUCAGCUCUAUUGCGGGGUUUCUAAGAAGACCAUUCUGUUGAAAGGAAUUCAAGAGACGGACGAAGAUGAGGAAAGUGUACAGGACAUGAUUGAAAUUCAUUUUCAAAAGCCUAGUAAUAGUGGUGGGGAAAUAGAGAAAAUCAAAUAUGUAUCAAAAGGAGUAACAUGGGUUUGUUUUGAGGAGGAUAUUUAGAAUGCCAUAUAGGAAAUCGUAGAUUGAACUCAUGAAGUUCUGAGCUUCUGUUUCAUCAGAGGAAGUUAUGCAGACAUUGUGCUUUAAUGUUCUGAAAUCUACACUUGAAAAAGAGGAACUACCUGUCUUUCUGAUUUCUGUAACAACACAGACUUUGCAUAGAAACUCAGUAAAACUCACUGCUUGGCAUUCCAGAGGUUCCUGAUCAAAGUCACAGAAAAAGCCUUUACCAGCACUUGAAAGUUAAUCUCAUAUUGCUCUCUGCAAAUUUGCAGAUUUUGUAUCUUGCCAAUUUUAGAUAGGUCACAUACUCCAAACUGGGAUAAAUCUAUCCGUUCGUACAUUUUUGUUACAAAAGCCAUAUGUAAUCCCAAUCAAAAGUGUCUUCACAGACCUGCUUUUGUAAAGUGCCGUAGCUUCAGAAGAUAGCUCUGACAGAACUCCAGGCCUGCUGAGGUUGCUGUGUGCCACCAUAAUGCAAAUACCUAAAAGCAAUUAUCCUGUAAUUUAAUAAAAUCUGUAUCAUCAAAUCAGUGAUAACAUUAAAAUAGGAAAAGGGAAAGGGAGAGUGCAAAACACCGCAGAUUUACUCAAGAAAUUGCACAUUAUAAGAAAUGCCAUAGCACUAAUACUGCUUUUAGCUGUCCAAAGACUGUUACUUCUAGGAUCUGCUGCAAAUUCCACUGAGCUUCUGAUCAGUUAAUAGCCUGGUUUAUUGUUUGGCUUUAAUAUUUCCUUCUACAAUUACAUUUUUCCUCAUUUUUGUUCAUGAUUUUACUUACUUUAAAAUAUUAUAGAUGACUAGAUCUUUGAGGUCCCUUCCAACCCAAACCAUUCUAUGAUUCUAUGACUACAGGUAAGAAUUGAGAUGAUUCUUUAUGUAGGACAGAUUGCUUUGUAACAAUGCUGGGGAAACAGUCCGACAGUACACGCUGUGUCUGAGGUAUCUGUGUUGUGUGUGAGUGGCCAGGCUGCUGGCUCUGGGAGGGUGUGCAAAGGGGGGUCACUUGGAAAAAAGGCAACUAAGAGCUUAGGGCAAAUUAAUUUUUCUGCGUGUAAAGUCCCCCUUUUGUAUCCAGUUCAUCCUUCCAGUUCUCAUUCUAAAAGAUCUUUGAAAUAAAAUGGAAGUGCAAAGUCAGAGAAGGAUUUAUUUUCCAAGGAGGAAUGUUUUUCCUUUUAUGCUGUGGUCCUUUUUAUUUGCUGCCCUUGGGGGCUGAAAUGGUUUGGCAACAGUAAUCUGAACUUCAAAGUCGCUUGGGUCUAACAUUGAAAAUAACGUGUUUUCAUAGUAUUUGACAUCUUAGUAUGCAGAAAAAGGACAAUGCACCAAACUAGUGCAAGAGGAGCACUAGAGAUACAUCUCAGGUAUUAUUAUUCUAGAGAAACCGUUAAUAAGCAGUUGAAUAUAUGGUUGAAUAUGGGAAACUAAAAGGCUGUCAGCACCACAGUUGAUUUUGAAUUUACUGUUGAGUGAGAUAUGUGACUGUAGCACCUCUUACUGUUUAGUGCAUGCAAAGGCAUGGAUCCAUUACCUGACUAUUAUGAAAUAGUAAGGAAAAACAAAGUAGUAGUAUUGGAGUAUUUAUGGAGAUUGUGUACUUGUGCAUGUAAAAAAUGUCUUGAAAUGUUGAUAAGAUCAGAUACCUUAAAAAGAAA